GAUAUGAUAGGGCUCGUCUCGUGGCCGUCCGGGUCAACUGCCGACAUGCUUCUUGUCAGCCAGUCCCCGCUCCUCGUGCCUCUCCUCCGUUCCUGACAGCGGGUGGCAUAUGGAUCCUGCCCUGAAGAUGCUCUUCCCGAGAACCGUCAUCCCCUCGGGCAAACAGCGGAUGCGCGACGGAUCACCGGUCGGGGUAGGCUUCCCCCGUUGAGCAGGUUCAGGAAAUUUCAUCAUCAUUCCUGGUUUUCUCCGGGCUGGUGCAGCGUUUGCGGGGAUUGAGGGCACCUAUAAGUAUGACCGCAAUGGCCGGUCCAGCUGGCUCAUCACACGCAGUUCCCUUUGAGCAAGGCCGGCGUCAGUAUGCCCUCCAUCUGCCAAGUGUCCACCUUCCUCGCCCUCGCGGGCCUGGCAGCGGCCGCCCCGCGCAAGCAGGGCAAGCCCACUCUUCACAAGCGGGAGGCGCUGCCGGAGUAUGCCAUCACCUACGCACCCCUGUCCUACCUCUACAGCGGCGAGAAGUGGUGGCCGUCCGAUAUCACGGUUCACCUGGCCAACGUCGAGCCCGAAGUGAAUUACACCGCCACCGGGGCCAACGAUUCAGUGACCCUGGACACCCUUGACUCCUUGGCGUCGGAUGUCUAUCUCACAGCCUCUGACGGCCCGAUUCUGGACCCCUCGAAGAGCACCCCGGCGUGGCUCGCAUCCGACUAUGGAAUUCCCGACAGCGAUGGCCUCAGCGCCGCCCCGGGACUGAUCAUUGCCGCCGAGAAGAAUAGUACCACGACCGACGUGUUCUACUUCUACUUCUACUCCUACAACUACGGUGGAGAGGUCCUGGACAUCCACUUUGACGACCACGUUGGAGACUGGGAGCACGUCAUGAUCCGGUUCGUCGACGAAGAGCCAUACGCCAUCUACUGCUCUCAGCACAGCGCGGGGUCGGCCUACUACUGGGACGUGGUGGACUUCUCGGGCGACCGCCCCCUCACCUACAUUGCCUACGGUGGACACGCUAACUAUGUCACGGCGGGCACUCAGGACUACACCAUCGCGUUGGGCAUUGUGAGUGACACUACCGACGCGGGCUACCUGUGGGACAUGACCCUCAACUACCGCGGCUAUUGGUAUGAUGUGGACACGGAGGAGUUCAGUAUCGCCGGGGGCGCGGGCACCGGCGCCACCGAGGAGGGCACUGAAACCGCCGACUGGCUCAGCUGGCUGGGCUACUGGGGUGACGAGGAGUACCCCGAUGGGCUCCUCAAUGACAUUGAGACUGGCCAGUAUUGCAUCGUGGGCGAGUGCCACUACACCAGCGGCCCCACCGGGCCCGUGGAUAAGAACCUUGGUCGGACGACUGUGUGCCAAAAGGAAGAUAACUGUACCAUUUUUGACAGCAUUGAUGAUCUGACGCACCAGUCCUAGGCUGAAAGCUGUUGUCGGG
Molecule: messenger RNA, 1441 nt
Organism: Aspergillus ibericus CBS 121593
Lineage: Eukaryota; Fungi; Ascomycota; Eurotiomycetes; Eurotiales; Aspergillaceae
Exons: 3
Coding region: 361-1422 (353 amino acids)
Source: RefSeq, a predicted model, not a curated record